Molecule: messenger RNA, 838 nt
Organism: Amoebophrya sp. A120
Lineage: Eukaryota; Dinophyceae; Syndiniales; Amoebophryaceae
Source: the annotation of a GenBank genome assembly
AUGACGUCGUCCUUGUCCUCGAGUUCUUCGCUUCUGACGAUCAGACAAAUGUGGCAAGUGGGUCAGCCCAAAUCGCUCCGGACCCUCGCAGUUCCAGCAGCGCGGUCCCGAUGGAGCAGCGGUUCUUUCUUUUGUGAAAGAAUAAGCAAGAACGCUGCUGCGUAUCAGUUUCAGAACCCACAGCAUCCCCUCGCGGCGCUGCAACCACGAUUCUACGCCGUAGCAGCAAGAGACGCUGGUGGUGCUUCAGCUUCUACGACAUCGACAGUGGAUGAGAAAGCCGUUCCAGCCUCUGAACCGCCAAAAACUACAACAACUCCCAUGAUUUCAUCGAGCGGGAACAAAAUUUCUUCGAAACCCACGCCCAGCAUUUUCUCCCGUGCAAAAUACUUCACUUUCGGCGUCGUUUUCGCGUCGGGGGUUUCUUUCUGGAUUUUGAUGCUGGAAGGGCAGAAGAUGGUCGAUAGAUUGGAAUUAUCCGUGCAGAAAGUGGUGGAGUAUCAAACGAGGGUGGAGAAGCGAUUGGACAGGGUCGAGACGGCGAUGGCGGCUGGCUCCUAGUGAGGAUGAAAACAUCAGCCAGGAGGUCGUCAUGAUUUCUUCUGCAAACGAAGAAAAAUAAAUAAGGUGCAAAAAAUGUGAUGAUGAACAAACCGGAACCGAACUAGGACGCCGCGUCUUUCUCAUGCGUAUCUUUUUUGAUGCCAAAAGGCCUGCGUGCCUCCUGUUGUUUCGUCCGAGCGUUAUUUGCAAAACUGUUCAAUCUUAUCUUCCAAAAGGAGAGCCUUGUGCCUCUUGUCGUCCGUGCCAUGCUCGAUGAAUUGGAGCAUGAUUCUGC